GCUCCUCAUUCCUCACCGUCUCACAGCACUGUAGUUCACUCACUUGGAUUCCAGUACUCCCGGUAAAAUUGCGAUUUUAGUGAGGGCAUUUAAAGGAUUUCGUUUAGCUAACAGCUAAACCGCCAUUUUCCCCCCUCUCUUCUCUCUAGCUUUUCCUCCGCUUUGCAUCUUCCACCGCGAAAGGUUGUUGGAGAGAGCUUGAAAGUUGAAGGCAUCUCCAUUAUUUAUUCAGAGAGAGAGAGGAAGAGGGGAAGCGGAGAAGACGGGGGAAGCCAAUACCAGUUGGCCACUCGCAUAACCGUACCGGAUGCCAAUCUCUGAAGUGGAGACGCACAGGGCGGCCAACAGGUCACACCGCGCGGCGAGACAGCAGCCGGCCGCCGGGAAGCGAGUUCCCCUACGGCUGUUGCUGCAAGUGACGUCGAUUGCCGGCGGGAUACAAUUCGGAUGGGCUCUGCAGCUCUCUCUCCUGACUCCUUACGUCCAGGAGCUGGGAAUUCCGCAUGCUUGGUCCAGUGUGAUAUGGCUCUGCGGGCCACUGUCGGGCCUCAUAGUCCAGCCCCUGGUGGGCCACUUGAGCGAUCGAUGCACCAGUCGGUUCGGCCGGAGGAGGCCGUUCAUCGUCGCCGGUUCGUUGCUGAUCUCGUUCUCCGUCCUCAUCAUCGGUCACUCCGCCGAUAUCGGCUGGCUGCUCGGGGAUAGAGGCGAUUUCCGGCCCAGAGCAAUCGGAGCUUUCGUUUUCGGGUUUUGGAUUCUCGAUGUUGCCAAUAAUAUGACCCAGGGCCCUUGCAGAGCUCUCCUUGCUGAUAUGACUGGGAAAGAUCACCGCAGGACUCGAGUGGCGAAUGCUUAUUUCUCACUUUUCAUGGCUGUUGGCAAUAUCCUUGGCUUUGCCACUGGAUCAUUCAGUGGUUGGUACAAAAUUUUCCCGUUCACUGUAACAGCUGCAUGUAACGUGGACUGCGCCAAUCUUAAGUCGGCUUUCUAUCUUGAUAUUAUCUGUAUUGUAAUCACUGCGUAUAUCAGCAUUUCAUCUGCUAAAGAACCCUCUAUAGGGUUGUUGUCUCAAAGAUCAAUACCUGCUGCUGAAGAAGCAGUGGAAGUGUCCAGCCAUGCAGAAGAGGCUUUCCUCUGGGAGCUGUUUGGGACUUUCAGAUACUUCCCAUCAUCUGUUUGGACUAUUUUGCUAGUUACUGCCCUGAACUGGAUUGGUUGGUUUCCAUUUCUUCUCUUUGAUACUGACUGGAUGGGGCGAGAAAUCUUUGGAGGUGACCCUGAUUCAGGACCUAGUUAUAGUGCUGGAGUCAGAAUGGGAGCAUUUGCUCUCAUGUUGAAUUCGGUUCUAUUGGGAAUAACUUCAGUACUGAUGGAGAAGAUCUGCAGGAAAUGGGGAGCUGGCUUCAUAUGGGGACUCUCAAACAUCUUUAUGGCUCUAUGUUUCCUUGCAAUGCUUAUAAUUGCCUACGUAGCCUACCAUAUCGGCUAUUAUGGUGAUGGUGAUGCUCAACCACCAGUUGGCAUUCUUGUUGCUGCACUGAUUGUUUUUGCACUUCUUGGAAUUCCAUUGGCAAUCACUUAUAGUGUUCCAUAUGCUUUAGUGUCGUCACGCAUUGAGCCUUUGGGGCUUGGCCAAGGGUUAUCAAUGGGUGUCUUGAAUUUGGCAAUUGUCGUUCCACAGGUUCUGGUUUCGCUGGGAUCUGGUCCAUGGGAUCAACUGUUUGGUGGCGGAAACUCACCAGCCAUAGCUGUGGGAGCUUUGGCAGCACUUAUCGGUGGACUGAUUGCUAUUUUGGGGAUUCCUCGAUUCACUCCUCAGAAGCCAAGGGUUCUUCCAUGAGGUAUUCGCCUCUGGACCUAGAAUUUUUCGUAUUACAAACCCAAAGUACAUCAUAGUCAUCAACAACAGUUUAAGCAAGAAUUUUGUACAUAGAUGAUGUAUUUUUUUUCUUCAAAUUAUGUUCCUAUUUUUGUCAAUAAAAGCAUUUGCAUAUCAUCAGUUUGCCACCCUCCCUCUUCAAUUGAACUGGAUCCAACUGGUGAUGGGGCGUUUUUAUAUUUGGGUGAAUCUGGAGCCUACAUCCCAAUGUGUUGGAGCUUCAAGAUGCAGCAGAAGUGUUAAGAGAGAUGCCCAAAUUUUAUACAUUACUCUGCUUGUUAGCAGAGGAUGGAAAAUCGAACUCGUUUUUAGCUUUAGCAUAGAAUGAAUGGUGUAUGAAUGAACAGGUAGCAGCCAAAGGUAAAACAUAUACAUACUGAAGAUAAGGGGCUGCAAUUGUCAUUAGGAGAGAAGAAGGUAAAGGUUUUUGCAAUGGGCUGAAAAUGUCAUUAUAGGGAGGCUGGGGUUGGUGGUCCAAAGCAUCUUCUUUCUGGGGUGGCAAGGCAUGCACGAAACUGAGUGUGUAUGAAUGAAUGAAUUUGGUGGGGGUGGAAUUGUGCUUGAUGGUGGGCAACAGUUGGGUUUUAUUAUGAGUUGUUCUGAUUGAAACAUUGAUGGAGACAUGUCUUGUUGUAUGUUCUCUUUCUUUCUUUCUUUCUUUCCUUUCAUUUUGGCUUUUCUUUAAUAACGAGAAGAAUGGAAUGUGAUUGGUCAUUUAUGGAAGGUCAGGUUUAAUUAA
Linum tenue is the source of this 2615-nucleotide messenger RNA. NCBI's taxonomy places the organism in Eukaryota, Viridiplantae, Streptophyta, Magnoliopsida, Malpighiales, Linaceae. The record is from the annotation of a GenBank genome assembly.